Molecule: messenger RNA, 2821 nt
Organism: Carcharodon carcharias (great white shark)
Lineage: Eukaryota; Metazoa; Chordata; Chondrichthyes; Lamniformes; Lamnidae
Gene: rnf180a
Product: ring finger protein 180a
Exons: 10
Coding region: 234-2093 (619 amino acids)
Biological process (GO): protein polyubiquitination; norepinephrine metabolic process; serotonin metabolic process
Cellular component (GO): endoplasmic reticulum membrane
Molecular function (GO): ubiquitin conjugating enzyme binding; ubiquitin protein ligase activity; metal ion binding
Source: RefSeq, a predicted model, not a curated record
GGCCUGUGGCGGAUCAUUUCCCGAUUGGAAAGGCCCCGGGUUUGUGUGAGGAGAGCCCGAGCCCGAAUGUCGGCCUUUAUCCGGGUCGGCGCGGGAGUGACAGCAGCUUGUGGAAAGGUGGCCGAGCUGCUGUUUGUCCUGAUUCAGUGUCGCCCUGCGAAAAGAUUUGGAAUAUUUUACCACGUCAAGGGCGCUAUAUAAAUGUACCAUGCCCUAAGAAGGUGUUGGCGACCAUGGACCUCCAUGUUAAUCUUGUUCUGAAGAAAAAUGAGGAUCCAAUGGAUGUUCACAUAAUGGAAGGAUUUCUACGAUGCCGGAAAUGCAGAAGAUUUGUAUUGGAUGCUGGUAGUUUGUCCCCUUCCCAUGGGAUGCAGCCUUCGAAAUCACCUAAUGCUGCUGAGGAAUCUGUCGGGCAAAGCAACUGCAUGGUUUGGCAUGUGAAGUUAGAGGCUCUUCCUUCUUGGAUAACAAAAGAAAUAGAGAAGUCAUGGUGGACAAUUGGGAAGCUGAACUGCCUGCACUGUGGGGCCCGCCUGGGGGAUUUUAACUUUGUCAGCAAUGCUAAGUGCCCUUGUGGGCAAGCAGUGACUGUACAUAUUUGUAAGAGCCGUACUGACUAUGAAGCACCACGUUUAAUCAGAAUAAUUGAGCCUGCAAAGGUGAAAUCUCUACAGAAAGUACGGUACGUGUACAAAUUAGAAACUGUGGAGAACAUGGAGCGUGGGACAGAAAACAUCAUGUCUCUCCACAGGCAUAAAGAAUUUUUACAUCAUUCAAGAAAGAUGGAUCGUGAAAGAAUAACUGAAGCACUUUGCCUGGAGGCAAGAUCAGGCAGUCGAGGAAUGGUAGAAGUUGACAGCAAUGAAUUUAACUUCAAAGCAGCUUAUCCACAGCCAUGGUCUUCUGCUUCACAGCCUCUGAGAGCCAGAUGUACAAUGAUAGGUUUUCAUAAAAAAUCUCACAGUCUGGAUUUUAGCAGCACAAACUCAAAGGAUGCAGCUGUUAGUUUUUCAAGCAUACAUGGAUUGUGCCCGCGAUCUUCAUCUUGUGGAAUUAUAAUGCAUCACAUUGGUGAGAUUGCAAGCCCUAGACAGUUUCCAUUGGCAGAAGGUGCUAACCUACAGCUACCUGUAUCUGAAGAAUCCAACAGUCCUGCCUUUCAGAGGCCAUACAGUCGAGAGUCUGAUUUUGUGUCAUGUUCUCAAUCGUUCAAUAAUAGUCUCGUAGAAGAAGUGCAAGAGGAUUUAGGUCCUGGGCCAUCUGUGCUAAGACAUUGCAGAAGCAAAGUUGUCAAUGUUUCUGCCACUGUCCGAGGUUGGUCACCUGAUUCGAGUACUGAAGCAAGUGACAUAGAGGAGUGGGAGGAGGGACGUGAUGCAGGCACAAGCAACCCUUGUAACGAUUCAGCACCAUGCGUUCCCUUAUUCUCCACUCUAAGUGAAAGAACACUGAGUAAAAGACAGAGAAACAAACUUAAAAAUUUGAAAAGAAAACAACGGAAACGAGAGCGAUGGCAUCAGAGCAAGUUGAAGGAGCCAAAACAGACUUCCAGUUCAAAUCUAACCACUUCAGGUGAUGAAGAUGAAAUCAAGUGGGAGAAGGAAGGAUACAUUUGUGCUGUUUGUCUGGAUAUAUUUUUCAGUCCAUAUAUGUGUUAUCCUUGUCAUCAUAUCUUUUGUGAGCCUUGUCUUCGGACUCUUGCAAAGGACAACCCUGCGAAUACACCAUGCCCUUUGUGUCGCACUGUCAUCACAAGAGUCUUUUUUCAAACAGAGUUGAAUAAUACCAUGAAAAGUUUAUUCUCUGAGGAGUACUUAGCCAGAAGACAAAGCUUUCAAAAAGCAAGCUGUGCAAAGUGGCCAUUACCUAGCUGCAGGAGACUGUUCAGAGUCUUGGGAGGUUUUGGAAGACAUUCAGAUCCUGUUGCAAGAAGACAGUUCCCUCAUGGUGCCUACAGACUGGAUUUUGAGGAUGACAAUCGUGGCUGGAGAUUUGAUAUGGACAUGGUUAUCAUUUAUAUCUAUUCUGUCAACUGGGUCAUUGGAUUCAUAAUUUUUUGCUUUCUCUGCUACUUUUUCUUUCCAUCUUUUUAAAUUGGUGCUUCAGGACCAUGGCAAAAUGAAGACUGAGAAAAAGUUGAACAUAAUGUUGGAUGCAAGAAAUUCUUGAAGUUUCCCAUCAAUCAAAACCAUUAUCAAAACAGUGUUUUACCAAUGUGUAUCUGCCCCCUAGAUCAUCAAACUCAUCUUUAUCCAGAAAUUGCUGUCCAUUGUGUUAAGAUAAUCCUUGAAAUUUGAGUAUUCCAAUGUUCAUUUUCAGAACUCUGGUACUUGGGAAUGAGGUGGGAACACAAGACACAGAGACUAGUUAACCCAGCUUAAAAACACAACUGAGCACCAUAUUACAACCCCAAACUGUCAUCUUUGUAGACAAUUUCGUUUCUUGAAAGUGGAAGAGGACUGCCUCCCUGUUGACUGUCAUAACCUGCUUUACUCUUAUUUACGUUGUCUUUCAGAGUUUAUUUGAGUGGUUGUUGUUUUGUAAGAUAAUUGAAGACUGUAAUAUAAAAGUUGUAGCUAAAGUCUGAAAUAAUCUGUUUUUGGAUUCACAUUAACAAUUUAGAACUGGGAAUGAGAACAACUAAAAAUAAAGGAGGAGAGCAAAGGGGAGAAGGUUUUCCUCUUUGAAGAGGAACUUAUCUUUGGUUUUGUAAAACUCAGAGCUGAAGCUGAAGAAUGUUUAUGAAUGCAGUAUACUCUACCAUUUUUGCAAUUUUAUGUAUUACUGAUGUAUUCAUUUCAAUAAAAGAGUUAUGAGUCUG